This is a messenger RNA of Closterium sp. NIES-65, 5028 nucleotides long. Lineage: Eukaryota; Viridiplantae; Streptophyta; Zygnematophyceae; Desmidiales; Closteriaceae. The record is from the annotation of a GenBank genome assembly.
AUGGAGACCCUUCUGGCGAAGGCGCUGGAGUCGAAACUCAAGUAUUACCUGCGCUCGUACACGCGCGACCAGUUCCGCCUGCAGGGCCGCACCGUGGAGCUCUCCAACCUCGACCUGAAUGGCGAUGUGCUGCACUCCAUCAUCGGCCUGCCGUCCACCCUGCGAGUGGCCAAGGCACACGUGGCCAAGCUGGAGAUCAAGCUGCCAGCGCUGUCGCUGGUGAACAAGGAGCCCACCGUGGUCGCCAUCUCCACACUCGACCUCGUGCUGCGCGAGACAGCGCCCCAUGAGCCCCCGCUUUCCUCCCCGGGUGCACUAGCAACGAAGAGCACAUCGUAUGGCUUCGCGGACAAGAUAGCGGACGGCAUGACGUUGGAGGUGGACGUGGUGAACCUCAUGAUUGAGACGCGUGGGGGCAGAGAUGUGUCGGGCCACGAUGCUGCCACAUGGAUACCCCCCAUUGCCAGCAUCACCAUUCGAGGCCUGCGCCUCUGCACCACCAACGAGCGCUGGCAGGUGGUGAACCUGGCGGACACGCGCACCUUCUUCGCCUCCCUCAAGUGCAUCUACAUCUUCCGCCUGUUGGAGUGGGAGUCGUUGUCAAUAGACCUCAUACCGCACCCCGACAUGUUCCAUGCGUCACUCGAGGUCAACUCCAGCAAGGAGGGUCAGGAGCGCGAUGGCGACGGGGCCAAGCGGGCCUUCUUUGGAGGGGAGCGAUUCGUGGACAACAUCAGAGGCCGGGCUUACGUGCGCCCUUCCUGCCCCCUCCUCGCUCUCCUUUCGCAUUCUGUUGUCUCUGCCCUUCUGCUGCCUUCCCUGCGUCACCAUGCCCCUCUGCGUCUGCCCUGCAAGCCCUUCCCGCAUCUCCCACCGCCUCAUCUCACUGCAUGCGCGUCACUUGCCCUCUCAAUGCAACCCCAUUCGUCUGCGUGUGACGAUGCAUCGCACGGAGCUGAACAACCCGUUGGGACUGGAGGUGGACAUGCAGCUGUCAGAGGCCAACGGCUGCGAGCGCUGAUGCGGUUCAUGACGGGCAUGUACGCGUGUCUGCUGCGAUCAGACCUCACCGACAUGAGCCAAGUCGGACCCGAGACAGCAGGGCGAGUGCUCAUCUCGCUCACGUUGGAACGCCUCUUCAUCCGCAUCCAGGAGGAAGACUACCAGCUGGAGCUAAUACUGCAGUCACUCAAAUACGUGCAGGUGAGGCCUCGCACCCCUCUCGCCCUUCCACUCGGCCCCCACUCUCGAAAUCACCCUGCCUGCUGCAUCAACCGCGCUGCCACACCAUCCGUACGCACAGGAUUGGAUGCACGAGUGCUGAACGCGUCUCACAUGUGCAUGGCCUAUGUCCCCCGGCAGGGCAGUGCCUCUGAGGCGGACGGUGCGACGUUGGCGAACAUGGUGCGCCUCUACCUGGGCCAGCUCUUCCUCAAGGACACGUAUUCGGACCCGCCAGUGGCGCUGCUGCAGCCGGUGCAGGAGCACGCAAGCAGCGACGUGGAGCGCGUGCCAUCGUUCGCCAGCGAGCACGUGUGGCCGCGCAUCUACCCCGUGGACACAGACGACCACUGCCUGCCCCCGCCCUCCAUGUUCCGCCUCUUCUCCGCCUUCUCCCUCCCCCCCGCUCCGCCCCCCGCCGUCGCCUCGCAGCUCGUCAUUCGCUGCGACCCCCUGCAGAUCAGUCUACAGGAGGAGUCGUGUUUCCGCAUAGCAUCGCUGGUGGCGGAUGGGUUGAUGGUACAGCAGGCGGACAGCACGCCCCCCAUGCCCGCGCUGCGCUACCUGCUCUUCAUGCUGGACGGGCUGCACCUCUCCCUCUCUGUGCCCCCCGCCGCCUUCGCCCCGCCCUCUCCCUCCGCCGCUGCCGCUUCCGCCAACGCCGACUCGCCCUCCCAGGCAGGGGAGGGGGGAGCAGCGGCGGCAGGGGGGGCGGGGGAGGAGGCGCGGUUCACGGGGGCGCGCGUGCAGGUGGGGGGGUUCAGCGCCAUGCUGGACUCGUUCAUGCCCUUUGACCUGCUCGACGUCGAGCGAGACGCCGCGUGCUUUGCUCUGUGGCCGGGGCAGCCCGUGGACGCGGGGCAGAUGCGCCUCGCCGUGUGGGCCGACCUGCUCUCUGUCUCCCUCGACGUGGGGGACGGCCAGGGGGGUGACGACAGCAGUACAGGGUGGGGGAGAGGGAGCAUGCGAGGGGGGGGUGGAGGGGAUGACGAUGAUGCAUGGGCAUCAUCACCGGUGUCAUUCGAGGGGCAGUCGCGCCUGGCAGCGGCGGCAUCACAGCAGCUGCAGUGUGUGUGCAUCAAGGACCCGCGCCUCGAGAUGGCCAUGCUCUCGCACGACGGCAAGCCCAUCGCGCGCAUGCCUCCCCCGGGCGGCACGUUUCGGCUGGGCGUGGCGAGCCAGGAGGUGACGUGCAACACGUCGCGGGUGCAGCUGCUGUUUGUGCUGCGCAUGGCGGACUACCUCACGCGGGUCAGCCGUGCGCUCGUCAAGGUGGGCAAGGGCAACCAGCGCGUCACCGACCCCUCCAAGGGCCUCUCUGCUCUCGUCGAUGCCGCCUCCGCCACGACCCCAACUGCCUCCGCAUCUCAACCUGCCAAGAACAGCAGCAGCGGUGGCAGCGGUGCAGGGGGGGGAACGGCGUCAGCGCUGUCAGAGCUGGUUGCACUGGCCCCGGGGGACAGUGCGGUGUCGCUGGCAGUGGACGCUCUCAACCUGCGCAUGCUGGAAUCAGGCCACACAGGCGACAGCAGCGCUGGUGACGAGGGUGCGGUGCUGUCGCAGCUGGUGGGGCGCGGCAUGAGCACGAAGGUGACACACCAGUCGCUGGGUGGCGCUGCUGCCACGUCAUCCACCAUCACGUGGCAGAGCAUUCGCGUGGAGUGCGUGGAGACAGAAGAGACUGCAGAUGGGGCAGCAGCUGCUGCUGCAUCAGGGCUGCAGUCACCCGGCAGCAGUGCUGCCCCCCCGCGCUUGCGGGCGGUGCUGUGGUCGGGCGACGGGGACAGUGACAUGGACGCCCUGGCGCGCACUGGCACCAUGAGCGCACCCGACGCCUCCUCCGCCGCAGGCUUCGCCCUCACGCGCUCACCCUCCGCCUCCGCGUCCGCGCUGCCGUUCCUGCACCUGUCGGUGCUGCAUGUGCUGCCAUACGACAGCAACGAUGCCUCGUCGCACUCGCUCACGGUGGAGGCCAAGGUGGGCGGGGUGCGGCUGAGCGGCGGGUGGAGCUACAACGAGGCGCUGCUGCGCCGCUUUGGUGUGCUGGACGGCACCACGGGGGGCCCGGGGGCGCACAUCGUGCACCUGCUGGACGUGCUCCAACACAGCGAGGCCCUGCGCUUCCUCCUCGCCUCCAGCACCAACGAGCCAGGUGUGUCCCGCCCCUUGCUCUGUGCCACUGCUACCCUGCGCAGCUUCUGCCCUCAUUACGCCACCCGUACUCACACACCCACCAUGUCAUGCUCGCUGCCCCACUAUGCCUCCCACCCCACUUCCCACCCCACAAAUCCCCAAUUUCCCCGCCUCUUCCCACACACAUCUCCUUCUUACACGGCUUCUACCAUGUCAACUCCCCUCGUCCAUGCAGCAGCUCCGCCAGCGGACCCGGCAGCAGCGGCGGCGGCAUGGGAGGUGGCGCUACCGCAGGAGAUGGACGUGGACGUGCAGCUGCUGGACUGGCUCUUCGCCCUCGAGGGCGCCCACAAGGCCUUCGUGGCUCUGCCCUCCACCACAGCGCACGCCGUGCAGCGCCGCGAGGACCUGUCAUGGCACUCCACAUUCCGCAUGUUCCGCGUGUCCGCGCACAGCAACCCCUUGAACGAUGCGCACCGCCGCACCGGCACCACGCACCGCCCCCCGCCUGCUCCCGGCAGCAGCCCCGUGGCCAACAUCCUGAUCCGAGUGGAGGGCAUUCAGGCGUUCAAGCCGCGCAUAUUCGACGCCUCGGAAGCGUCAGUCUGCUCGCCGUCCGUGCGCCCCUCUGCUGUGUCUGUGUCCGCCUCCGACUCCUCCCUCGAGCUCUCCACACACCCCGCCUCGCCCUCCUCGCGCCCCAUCUCUCGCUCCGCCUCAGACGCACCCCUGCCGCACCACACGUCCCUUGGAGCGCCUGCAGCACCAGGUGCAGCAGCAGCAGCGGGAGGCCCUCUAGGGUCAUCGGCGCGCAGUGGGCUGGAUCUGGAGCUGCGCCUCGCGUCCAUGCCCGCUGCACCCGACACUGCAUCUGCCAGCGCAUUGGGUGUUGGCAGCAGUGGAGCGGCGGGGGCGGGCAGUGAGGCGGGGGAGGCGUGGGUGGUGAGGAGCGUGCAGAUGGCCGUGCAGGAACCGGUGACAGUGGAGGCGACCAAGGAGGACCUGCAGCACCUGCUGGACGUGUGCAAGAUGGAGCUCAGUGCCGCCAGUCGCAUUGCCGUGGGCGGGCUCAUGCUGCUCAGGGAGCGUGGCAGCAGCAUCGUCACGCAGGCCACCAUCGACCAGCUCGUCCACUUCGGUCCGCCAUCUCUUCUUCGACUCACCCCCCUGGCUUUUCUCCUCUUCUGCCUCCUGCCUUGGCCUUGCAACUCUCACUCCCUCUGUAACAACCAUUCUCUCAUCUCAUCCUUCUGCGGCGGUCUUCUUCGCUUCCCCAUCUUGCCAUUCAUCUUUGCAUCUUUCGUUCCAUUCGCUCUGCGAAUGGUGCUGCUCUUUGCUUUCCGUGUGCUGCUCGUCCCUCCCCUGCGUUGUGUUCCAGGCAAGCGGCUGGUGAGUGGAGACGAGUCGCUGGCGUCGCUGGCACAGGCGGUCCAGGAGGUAGCCACUGACAACCUGACAGCCGAUGCCGCGGCACACGUGGCAGCGCGUGAGCAGCAAGUGCUGCAGGCCACCUCCCGCAUGCACUCCCUGGCCGCCCAGCUUAAGGCGCAGCUGGAUGCGGCAGAGACGGGUGGGGAGGAGUUGAGAGGCAUGCGAGGGGAUGUGGAGUCCUUGUUGGCGGAGAUAGAGACUGUCAAGAAGAUGCUGGCACAGGCAGGUGGGAAGGGAAGUUAG